Molecule: messenger RNA, 3711 nt
Organism: Cyprinodon variegatus (sheepshead minnow)
Lineage: Eukaryota; Metazoa; Chordata; Actinopteri; Cyprinodontiformes; Cyprinodontidae
Gene: phf21ab
Product: PHD finger protein 21A
Exons: 19
Coding region: 280-2715 (811 amino acids)
Biological process (GO): negative regulation of transcription by RNA polymerase II
Cellular component (GO): histone deacetylase complex
Molecular function (GO): chromatin binding
Source: RefSeq, a predicted model, not a curated record
GUAGGGAUCUGUGUUGUGCUGAGGCUGAGCUGAAUGAGAUUGAAGAAGAGUUCUUCUUGUUUUGUAGCUUCAGUUUCUCUGUUUUUUAACGUCUUUUUUACUCCAACAACAGAACAAAGUGCAGUUCGGUGAGCAGGAGGCGGCCGGACUCCUGCUCAGCUGCGGCUCCAUCGUAUAUCGGCAGUUGGGAGGAAAAUAUUUAAUUAAUCUGGAGGAGGACUGCUGCUGAGGCAGCACAGAGGGGUGGAGUCCAGUCCAACAGCCAAUUGCGGCACUUUAAUGCUUCAGUUGGAUGCUGUUCCUACUGGAGAAGGUGUUCAGGCUGAUCGAACGGCUGACAGACUGACUGGAUCCAUGAUGGAAUUACAGACGUUACAGGAGGCCCUGAAGGUGGAGAUCCAGAUCCAUCAGAAACUGGUGGCUCAGAUGAAGCAGGACCCGCAGAACGCAGAUCUGAAAAAGCAGCUCCAUGAACUCCAAGCAAAGAUCACAGCGCUCAGCGAGAAGCAGAAAAAGGUGGUGGAACAGCUAAGAAAAGAGCUGCUGGUGAAGCAGGAACCAGAGGCCAAACUCCAGCUGCAGGUCCAGGCUGCUCCCGUAGGGGGCGACCUGAAGCCGGCCAACCUGCUGCAGAGCCAGCAGAUCCCUGGAGGGCUGCAGCAGACGCUGACCGUCACACCGGUCCUCACCGCCAAGACUCUGGUGCUGAAAGCCGCCGCCACGCCCGCCCUGCCCGGCGCCAUCCUGUCGCAGCGCCCUCCCACCGUCGCUAUGGUAACCACAGCUAUCACCAAACCCGACUCGCAGAGCGUCCCCAUCAACCUGCAGGUGGCCAGCAGACUGACCAAUCAGAGUGCGGAGCCCGUCCGACUGGUCUCCAAGAACGCCGUGGUGCUGCAGGCCACCACCACGUCCGCCCAGCCAAUCAAAGUUCCUCAGUUUGUCGCUCCUCCUAGACUGACGCCUCGGCCCACCUUUCAGCCACAGGUCAGGCCGAGGCUGGCCACGCCCACCAACGUCCCCAUCGCUCCAGCCCCUCCCCCUCCCAUGAUGGCGGCUCCCCAGUUGCUUCAGAGGCCCGUCAUGUUGGCAACCAAGCUGGCGACCUCGCUGCCUUCGGCCGCUCCAAUCCACCAGGUCCGCAUCGUCAACGGGCAGCCCUGUGGCAAGACGGGCUCUGCCCCUCUGACCGGCAUAGUCAUCACAACGCCCGUCACCGCCACCCCCACACGGCUCGCCAGCCCCGCCCAGGCGCUUACUAACACCGCUCCUCUCCCGACUCCACCCCCUCCAGCCCCGCCCAUCCAAAUUAGCAGCUUGAUCGUUGAGCCGAAGCAGACUGUUAAACUGGAAACAGCGGAACAGAAAGCUGUGGUCAGCCUGCCGUCCUCCUCCACCCCUCCACUGUCUCCGCCCCCCAGACCCAAAAAGGAGGAGAACCCAGAGAAACUGGCCUUCAUGGUGUCUCUGGGCCUCGUCACACACGACCACCUGGAAGAGAUCCAAAGCAAACGGCAGGAGAGGAAGAGGAGAACGACAGCUAACCCGGUGUACAGCGGAGCUGUGUUCGAGCCCGAGAGGAAAAAGAGCGCAGUGAGCUACCUGAACAGCCCUCUGCACCAGGGGACCAGGAAGAGAGGUCGCCCACCCAAAUUCAGCAGCGUCACGGAGCUGGGCAGCCUCACCCCGACCUCCCCCUCCAGCCCCGUCCGUCCCCUCCCCCUGCCCAGCCCCGGCUCGGGGGAUGGAGACAUCCACGAGGAUUUCUGCACUGUGUGCAGACGCAGUGGCCAGUUGCUCAUGUGCGACACGUGUUCUCGUGUUUAUCACCUGGACUGCCUGGAUCCACCCCUGAAAACCAUUCCUAAAGGCAUGUGGAUCUGUCCAAAAUGUCAAGACCAGAUUCUGAAGAAAGAAGAAGCCAUUCCCUGGCCCGGUACCCUCGCUAUCGUUCAUUCCUACAUUGCCUACAAAGAAGCUAAAGAAGAGGAGAAGCAGAAGCUGAUGAAGUGGAGCUCAGAGCUGAAACUGGAGCGGGAGCAGCUAGAACAGAGGGUCAAACAGCUCAGUAACUCCAUAACGAAAUGCAUGGAGACCAAAAACAGCAUCCUGGCUCGUCAGAAGGAGAUGCAGCUUUCCCUGGACAAUGUCAAGCAUCUGAUUCGCCUCAUCCAAGCCUUCAACUUUAACCAGGCGCUGGCAGAGACGGAGGGGAAGGAUGUCCGGGUUCAGGGCGGAGCUCAGGCUGCAGCCGAGGUCGGCUCGGUGGAGAAGCAGGCAGUGAGCGUUUCUUUGGUCAGCGGCAAGAAGGAGGAGCAGAAGCCAGAAGGAGCAGCAUCGUCGUCAUCAUCAGGAGGAGGCAAGAGCACAGUCCUGACUAACUGCCCCGUCGCUGUGGAGGGGGCUGCCAAGGGGCCCGGGGCCCACACAGAGACCGCUCCUCGUUUGGAGGGUCAGCUCAAGCCUGAGACUGAGACGGCUCCUGUGGCUCCGGCUGCCGCCGCAACCACCAAUGGUACGACGGAGCCGCCGUGCCCCGCCCACAGCCCCGCCGCAGCAGCAGAGAACAAGAUGGCCGCCGCCAACCCUGCGGAGACGGCGGCAGAGAAGAACCAGGAGGAGCUCGGCGACGGCGGCAGCAACAACAGCAAAACCUCAGAACCCUCCCAGCAUUCUUUGCCAGCUCUGCUCAGCAGUUUGGACGAUAAAAAGUAACGCUGCGUCUCCGUGGCGACGGGAAGUCAAACAUAUAUAUUAAAAAAAAAAAGACUUUUGCUUGCACCACAGGGUGCCCUGAAGUUGCCAAUCUGUAUAAAUGUUGUUUGUUUGCAUCGUAUUGUCAGACUGUGUCAAUGGUAGAUGUACAGCCCAAGUCUUGUGACUCUGGGAAGACCCGGGUCAUCAGCCAAUUAGCGAUAGACGUCACGGCGGGGACGCUCGGACGAAGAGUUUCUUCAUCAUCACACCGGUGUGUGCCUGUUACAGUGGCCCCUGUGUUCUGUUGACGACUCUGAGUAGGAACCCAGAACGUGGAACCAAACAUCCAUCAGGGGAGCUGGUCCAAGAAGCAGUGUUGUAAACGUUUGUGUUCUGAAGAGAACCCGUCUGCUGCGGUUCCGUUAAACCCGACGGGAACAACGUUCCAGAGUCCGCAUCAAACCGGUAACCAGCACCCCCGGAGUCUGCUCCGAUUGGUCCACUGGCCUGAUCAGACCCCGCCCACUUCCUGGUUCAAAUUUAAUUGGAUAAAAGUUUAGGUUGGCUAUUUAACAUAUUUUUCUAUUUAAAUUAUGAAUUCGCUUCAUCUAAGCUGCCAGCCUUACAUAGAUCUAUUGGAGAUAGAUGUUGCUGAUGAUCAGGAAUAUGUUGAAAUAAGGUUAGACGAAUUGAUUACCUUUUACUGUAAAUGUAAAUCCUUUAUUGUCCCACAAUAGGGAAAUUUAUUCUCUGCAUUUAACCCAUUAAGGUUUAGGGUCUUGCUCAGGGACCCAGAGUGGCAGUGUAGAGCUGACGCACUCAGAGUCUACGUCCGGUUCCAGACAUUGAGCCAGAGGGGGCUGGAAGCUGGAACCUUCUGAUUCGUCCAGAGAAGGUUCAUCCUAAACCAUGUUUGCUCCCAAACAUCACCGGAUCAGUCUCUUAAAGGGAGGUCCGCUAUAGAUCCAGGGGCGUUUCUCAAUAUCCGUUCUUGAGCGUUCUCGUGUACUCGUG